AUGCCAGCAUCGGAGAGUUCAAUAGUGAGGUUGCCAUCGAGGUGCAGAGCAGAGACGGCGCGGGCCACGGUUGCGUUCGAGAUCGCAGGCUACAGCCUGCACAAGGGCCUCGGUAGAGGCAAAUACCUCCGUUCUCCGUCAUUCUCCGUCGGCGGCUACGAAUGGUGCAUCCACUACUACCCAGACGGAAACAAGGACGAGGCCAGCCAAGGUUACGUCUCUGUCUUCCUCAAGCUCUUGACCAAGAACGCCGAGGUGAGGGCGCUCCACAACUCGAUGCUCGUGGAUCAGGCUAGGGGGGCGUCGCUCGUGAUGCACCCUUUCAAAGAGCCAAAAGUGUUCGACCAUAAAAAGUCUUGGGGCGUACCAAACUUCAUGGAGAGAACCGCUCAAGUAGAGUCGACGUACGUGCGGAACGAUUGUCUCAUGAUCGACUGUGAAGUCAGUGUUAUCAAGGAAACACUAGAUAUCCAUGUGCCGCCCUCUGACCUUUCGGACAAUCUUGCAACCUUGCUAGAAGGGAAGAAAGGAGCAGACGUGACUUUCAAGGUUCGAGGGGAGGUUUUCUCCGCUCACAAGAUUUUGCUUGCAAUGCGAUCGGCGGUCUUCAACGCGGAGUUUUACGGGCCAAUGGGGGAUAAGGGGGCACAUGACAUAACCAUCGAUGACAUGCAGCCUGUUGUUUUCAAGGCAUUUCUUCACUUCAUAUACACGGAUUCAAUGCCUCCAAUGGAUGGUCUUGAGGAUGAUGACAAAAGAGAGAUGGUUAAGCACUUGCUCGUGGCUGCGGACAAGUAUGCGAUGGAAAGAAUGAAGAGUAUAUGUGAAGGCAUGCUAUGCAAGAGUCUUGAUGUUGAGACUGUGGCGAGCGUUUUAGCUCUAGCUGACCAGCACAAUUGCAGCAACCUCAAAGAUGCUUGCACUGAAUUUAUGCUCUCUUCAAAUAGAAUGAAAGAGGUGAUCUCAAGCCAAGGUUAUUUGCACCUCAAAAGAUCUUCUCCUGAUGUCAUCGUGGAUGUGUUGGAGAGAGCAGCUAAGUCCCGCAAGAUUUAG
Messenger RNA from Hordeum vulgare subsp. vulgare (domesticated barley), 1053 nucleotides. RefSeq names its product BTB/POZ and MATH domain-containing protein 1-like. Lineage: Eukaryota; Viridiplantae; Streptophyta; Magnoliopsida; Poales; Poaceae. Gene Ontology annotation, molecular function: protein binding. The transcript has a single exon. Gene Ontology annotation, biological process: protein ubiquitination. Bases 1 to 1053 code for a protein of 350 amino acids. The record is from RefSeq and is a predicted model, not a curated record.